This is a messenger RNA of Psylliodes chrysocephalus, 2430 nucleotides long. NCBI's taxonomy places the organism in Eukaryota, Metazoa, Arthropoda, Insecta, Coleoptera, Chrysomelidae. The record is from the annotation of a GenBank genome assembly.
AUGUCGACCCUAGGCAGCGGCCGGCAAAACCAGUUGCCUAGGAAAGCGAAAUCACUGUCACACUUCAAUGUCACUCAGAAACGUCACAAAAUGGGCACUGAAAUAGCUGGAACUAAAGAAAACACCUCGAAAAACUCGGAAGAUAAAAGGUAUAUUGAGGAAAACAUCGAUCCAGAAAAGAAUAGAGAAAUAGGAGUGGUAUCAAUACCAUUAUUGCCAUCAGUUGUGUCGGUUGGAGAUGUCAAACUUGCACCAACAGUGCCUAGAUCCCCCACCGCACCCAGAGUUACUUCCGCAGAUAACAAUCAUCAAAAAUCAUCAGAUGACAGUUCCGGCUUAAUUCAACCAAAAAAAUCUAACAGCUUUGUAGAGAGCAAGCCCAAAUUCACAAUUUCAUCAGAACGCCUCAUGCAACUCAAAAGAAUGAUCGAAGUCGCUGUCAGAGACCACAAAAUCUUUACCAUCAGAGGUGGCUGGCCAGUUAUAAGAAGAGAAUUAGCGAAAAGGAGCUGGUUAGAAAAAAUCGAACCUGCCAUAAAGCAAAAGUUUUCUACUUUGGAAGACGUUACAAGUAACCUUCCUGCCAAGCAAGAUUGGGAGUCUACACAGUUUUAUGAACAAAAAUGCGAAAAAAUGAUUAUAUCUAGACUAUUGCAAAGUUACGAUGUAGACUUCUACUGGAGUAUGAGAAAGGAUCAAUGCGAUAUGCAGCAAAGAGCGAACCCAUUUAAAUUAAUCAAUCGGUUCAGCAGAUCCCUCUUUGCGUCUAAAGAAGGACUGGCCCUUCUCUUGCAACAAUCUUAUUGGUACAACGAGACCGGUGUGGCCUCUGUGAAUUUUCCCAGGACGUACGUCUUAGGUUUUCCAGACCAUUACAACUUUUUUCUGGAAGAUUUUCGCUUGACCGCUUGUAUAGGACUCCUGAAGUGGUUUGUGGAAGUUUUCGAAACGGGAGAGAAGGCUAACAUCCAGUCUGUGGAAGGGAAGAUUCCAUACGCUAGUUUACAAUUUGCUCUAGACAGGUGUAACGAUUAUAUAGCUAAACAAAAACAUCUGGACAUCGACCGAGAUUUUCCGCAGGUAUGGGAUCACGAAUGGGACCAGUUUUUAAAAAAUUAUUAUCAUCUUUUGCAUGAGGAUGGCUUAUUCAAUGAUUUCACCGAAUCAUUAUCUAAUGCUUAUGGGUUUCAAUGCAUCAAACAAGGAGUUUACAGACUAUUAGCUGAACAAUGUACUACUAGAGCGGUGUCGACAAAAGAAAUGGUCGCUAAUGUUAAGACCACUUUGAAGGAAAUUAAAUUGGUAUGGCCCCAGUACGAGAUAGAUGGUAAGAAAAACAUUUGGAUAUUGAAACCGGGCAAUAAGUGUAGAGGCCGCGGCAUCUACCUGGUCAAAAGCGUAUCAGAUGUCGAUAGGGUGAUGAAUUUGAAAAUGAAAUAUGUCGUUCAGAAGUAUAUAGAGAGGCCGAUGAUUAUUUACAAGACCAAGUUCGAUAUUCGACAGUGGUUUCUAGUUACAUGUGUUCAGCCUUUAACGAUUUGGAUAUACAGAGAAAGUUAUUUAAGAUUUAGCGGUCAGAUAUUCAGUUUGGAAAACUUCCACGAAUCUCUCCAUCUGACCAAUCAUGCUGUCCAAUGCAAGUACACACCGAUGCAACAACGCGAUAAGGCGCUACCUACCGACAAUAUGUGGGAUUGUCACACUUUCAAAGCGUACUUGAAGCAGUCGGGCUGCUUGGAAAAAUGGAACGAUGUUAUUUUUCCAGGUAUGGCGCAGAGUAUAACGUGCGCUAUGUUAGCCAGUCAAGAUACCAUGGACAAAAGGCAAAACACUUUUGAAAUGUAUGGUGCUGAUUUUAUGCUUGGUGAAGACUGUACUCCGUGGUUACUAGAGAUUAACUGUAGUCCAGAUUUGUCUUUGUCAACCAGUGUUACUAGUAGGUUAUGUCCUCAGUGUAUGGAAGAUCUCGUCAAAGUGGUAAUUGACAAAAGAAGAGAUGCAAACGCAAGUACCGGUCUCUUUGAAAUGAUCUACAAGCAAAAUUAUCCACGAGCACCUCCUUAUCUUGGAAUAAAUUUAUCCGUUAGGGGUAGAAAAAUCUUCAAAACCAAAUCCAAAUCUAGUCAUAGGGAGAAAGGCGAUAAGGAGAAAGCACUAAUGCGACUACGAAAACACGAUUUCGUCAAAUCUGAUUUUAUAAGGGAAAGCAAUAUUGCCAAGUUACUACCUCUGCCCAAAUUGCUGUGCCCUAACGACUACAACGGACCAGUCAUCUCCGAUUUUAUCGAAGAAAUACAGAAAGCGGCCCACGAACGUGUCUGUGGAGUUGAUUUCAUUCCUUCCAUCAAAUCCGACACUCAUCAUCAGAAUCAUUACAAUCAUCAGAUUACGACGCACAACAGCAGUUCAAAUACGAAGAAAAUCGACAGG